Molecule: messenger RNA, 7023 nt
Organism: Notolabrus celidotus (New Zealand spotty)
Lineage: Eukaryota; Metazoa; Chordata; Actinopteri; Labriformes; Labridae
Exons: 25
Coding region: 157-6156 (1999 amino acids)
Source: RefSeq, a predicted model, not a curated record
CAAAGAAGAAGAAGUGGUGGCGCAACUACCUACCUAGCAAGAUCCUCGGGGUUAGUUCAUGACAGCUACCCUCACCAGAACCCUCGACUGAGCUUAUUUUACCCUACAGCCUGAGUCUCUGAUGACCUCGUUUAAACCUGGACUCCCCAUCCCACUAUGUUUGAGGAUCCUGACCUCCAAGAUCCGUUGUCGCUGAGUCUAAAUGAAAACUACAAUGAUCAGCAUUCCCAACAUCAUGAUUCAAGAAAAGCACAAGAAAGCCCCGAGUACAGCUGUGAGACUCCGGAGAUCCACGUAGUCAUCAAAGAGGAGGAGGAUGGCUGGACUGUGAGUGAAAAUCCAGAUGAGAGUUUCAGCUCAGACAGAGAGAAGGAGGAUACUACCACAGACACAUUUCAUCCCCAUCUCACUGACUCCGGCAAGGAAAGCUCUUUUUCACAUGAAGGACAGAGACAGCAGAGAGGAUGUUUGGUGGAGAAAUGUUCAGAGGAGCUGGGUGGUCCUGCUGUCUCUGGACAGAGCCCCUCUAUGAGAGAGGAGUGGCAGAGAGGCAGGCUUUUGGACAGUGAAGAGAAACCGAAGAUUUCUUUCGUGCGUAGAAAAGAUCCUGGAAAUGUGCAUCAGUGCAAUAACAGCGUACCAGAGAGCACCUCCAGUGGCACGGGGAACAUAAAGUCCCGUCAGCGUACACACGCAGGGGAUGAAUGUUGCAUGAAAGACCAGAGCAUGGACAUGACACAAAGCACAUCCAGGCCAACAGAAGCAGAACUGCACCUUACCAAACAACUAGCACCUUACCAAACAGAUUCUCCUGAAAAUAAGUCCCUGACGUCACAUGGACUCAAGAGGAUGUCAACAAACAUAGAGGAUCAAACUCUCCAUUUGACUGUCAGGCUGCAGGCAGGGGAGGAGGAGGAGGAGGUGGAGGAGGAGGAAGGGGAGGAAGAACAAGAUGAAGAAAUUGGUGGUUUAAUCAACUCAGAUGGAGAAGUGGUUGAAUGGGAUUCCAGAGACAGUCCUGAUCGAGGCUCGGAUUGCACAGAAAGUCCUCAGCCGAGCAAGUCUCAGAUGCAAAGCCAAAACCAGAGAGACAGCAGUAGUCCAACGCUCAUCAUGGAAGUUGUGUCUGUGGGGGAGGAUGAAGAGGGGGAAGAAGGGGAGGCAAAAGACAGAGUAGUAAAGAUGGCGUCUGUCUCGCCCUUAUAUCGUGGAAAGAGACAGAGGAGAGAGAAGACUGCUACAGAUAUAACAGAGAAAGAAGUUCCCACUGCUCCUGUUUCUGCUGUUUGUUCCCAACUCAAAGCAAAAAGACGAGGCAGACGGAGGAGUUCAGAAGUUCCCUUGUUGUCCGUGGAAGAAUUGGAGGCAGAGCCUGGAAUAUCGAGGCGUACCCGUGGGAAAAAAAAUGCCCCUAUCAUAGAGGAACCCGAGGAAUCUGACUCAAAAACUGUCCGUGGAGUUUCUGCAAAGCGACCAUACAGAAGAAAGAAAGAACCAAAACCAUCUGUUAAAGAAGAGGGAGAGAAAAGUGGACGCUCUGUGGUGAAGAAGCGCCCCGGCAGAAAGAUGGUUCAGUAUCCAGUUGAAAUACCUCCUGAGCUCCUGAAGACGCCCAAAGAGAAGCUAGAGUACCACUGCUCGGUUUGCAGCAAAGAGUUCCCCCACGCCUACAAACUGGAGCGGCACGAGCUGAUUCACACGGGAGAGAAACCGUACUGUUGUUCCAUCUGUGGUCGAGGGUUUAACCAGAAGGGAAAUCUCAAAACCCACUACAAAGUCCACUUAGGUCGCAAAGGAGCUUUGGAGUUUGAGGAUGAGGUGAACCCCACAGCGUCGGAACUCUCUGAAUACUUGAAGUCCUUACCCGGAGAGUCCAGGAUCAGACUGUCCCUCCGCUGUCUUGAAUGUGGAAAAGAGUGUGAGAGUCAAUCAGCUUUACAAGCACACCACAUCACCACGCACUCGGGAACAGCUCCUGAAUCAGACGCAGCCGCCGAGCAAACUGCUGAGCAGCUUCUCUUCUGUCGCCGCUGUGGCAUUCAGUUCAGUGACAAAGAAAAGCUGGAAGAACAUCUGAAGACCCACAUCAAGGAGAAGCGCUAUUCAUGUCCAGACUGUGGGAAGAGAUUCAUCAAUGAGAGCUACGUACAAGUCCACCAGCGCAUACAUACUGGGGAGAAACCAUUCCUCUGCUCCCAGUGUGGAAGAGGCUUCCACACGGCCUCUUCUCUCAAGCUGCACGAGAUGCAGCACUCCGGGGAGAGGCCGUUCGCUUGUGCCAUCUGCGGGAAGUCCUUCCGUAUAAACUCAUACCUAACAGCACAUUACCAGACUCACAUUAAAGACAGGCCUUUCAUCUGUAGUGUCUGUGGGAAAGGUUACUCCAGGGCAGAGGAACUGAAGGUGCACCACAGGUUGCACACUGGAGAGAGACCCUACGAGUGUGCAGAGUGUGGGAAGAGCUUCAUUUACCGCCAGGGUCUGCGGCAGCAUCAGCGCACACACGCCGGGAGACGCAUCGGGCCGACCAGACAGCUCGGGAGACCGAAGCAGGAGGCCAGGCUGGACAUCGUGGCGGUAGUGCGCCUUAAAGCUGGUUUGCCAGCCUUCAUUAAACCACAGAAGGUGUACAGAUCUGAUGCAGACCCAGCAGACAGACCCUAUCCAGACUGUAUAGAACAGACCUGCAGACCGAUGGCGGAGAUCCCGGCGGGAAAAGUUGCUAUUCCAGCUUUAGCAGUAACUGCAUACACAGCAAAGAAAUCCAAACACUUUAAGACCUUAGCAGCAAAACAAGAAGCUAAGAAAGCGUUAGACGACAAACGAUCUAAAACACGUGUGAACAUCGGGAGAGUGUUUGAUAAAUGGAGGGAGCUGAGGGAUCAUAUGGGUCUCAGGCUGGACUGCGAGCUGGCAGUUCUUCUCAUGGACAGAGAUGAUGACUCCUCUGAUGCUUGUGUUGAUGAGCAGGUUACCAGAGACAAUAAAGACAUGCGGUCACAGCGACUUGAUGCAAGCAGCCCACAGGUAGACGUCACUUUGUGCUCCAGUGACGAGACUGAAUCUGUCUCAUCUUUGGAGGAGGAGGGCAUGGAGGGAAUUGGUUGGGACAACGAAAGCGACAGCGAUUAUGAGCCCCCCUUUUAUGUUCGAAUUGGUGGAACUCUCCGUACCAAAGCUCGCUGUCCUAAAGCUGUCCGUACGAAUAAGAAACUUCCAGCUGUAGGUAUGGAGGACACAUCAGAUUCCUCAGGUGUGCUGGACACUCACACAGUCACGUCUAUGAUGCCUGAAACGCUUCAGGACGUUACCAUAUCUGAGUCCCCUGGACCAUUUCAUUAUCAGGAACACUUACAGCAGUGCUGUGCAGCAGAGCAGGCCUCUGAGCUUCAACUCACUUCAUCAAAGGAAAUGCCCUCGAGCGAGAUGUUCACGGAGGUGAAUCAUGAAGAGCACAGAGCUGUAACACUGGAGCAGGAUCAACAAACAUCUACAGGAGACUCUUCAGAAUGGCUUGAUCCUGAACACACCAGCUCCCACGAGCAACCUCAGGAGAAGUCGUCUGAGGAGCAGAAACAACACCAGUUGCCUCUAAGGCCCAAGAAGACUCUCAACUGUCCGACCUGUGGAAGAGCUUUCCCUUCCAGCGGGGCUCUGCGGCGACACCUCGUGAUCCACUCUGGGAAGAGACCUUACAAGUGCUUCAUAUGUGGGAGAGGAUUCACCCAGGGAGGAAACCUCAAAACACACAUGAAGACUCACAAAGGAGAGCUAUCAAAGUGGGCAUUGAUUCAAGAGAAGAGUCCCCCUAAAGAAUCUCCUCUAACAGUUCAUCUCUGCGGGGAGUGUGGGAUGGAAUUCCCUCAGAAAGAACAACUUGAGGAUCACCGACAGACUCACAUAAAGCCUUACUCAUGUCCUGACUGUGGCAAGACGUUCAAAAACGAGAGACUCACACUGGAGAGCGGCCACAUCUCUGCCCAGUUUGUGGUAAAAGCUACUCUAGAUCGUUUCCUCUCAAAGUUCACCUGCGAGUUCACACCGGAGAGAAACCCUUUCGAGAUGGGCUCUGAAAACCCGGAGGACCUCGGACCAGCUGUGAACCUUGCUGAGGAAGAUCCGCAAGAAAUCGGAGGCCUGAUCAACUCUGAUGGAGAAGAAGUGGAUUUCUCAGAUCUCAGAGAUGGAGGUAUCCCAGGCAUGCUUCCUGCAGAGCCUCCCUCAAAGACAUUUGUUCAAAGUGAGAAUGAAAAACCCCCGACCAUUCACAGCUGCUCAGUCUGCGGAAAGGACUUCCCCUAUGCCUCUAAACUCCAACGCCACCUACGCACUCACUCAGGAGAGAGGCCUUUCCCCUGCUCCAUGUGUGAGAAGAGAUUCCCUGAGAAGGGGCUGCUCAUGAUUCACGAAAGGGUCCAUACGGGGGAGAAGCCGUUCCCGUGCACUUUCUGUGAGAAGAGGUUUGCCAGUCAGGGGGAGCUCAGGCUGCACCGGCGGACGCACACCGGGGAGAGGCCGUACCACUGCUCUAUCUGUCUGAAGAGCUUCUCUCGACACUGGCAUCUGAAGACUCACUUGGAGGCGAUGCACUGCGAGGUGGUAGCAGGCUUUGUGAGGAAGAAGUUCCCGUGUUCGGACUGUGAAAAAAGCUGCAACUCAGCCGCUGAGCUGAGAGACCAUCAGAGGACUCACACUGGAGAGAGGCCCUACCAGUGCUCUUUCUGUGACAAAAGGUUCGCCUUGUCGGGAACACUCGUGAGGCAUGAGCGGCUCCACACGGGCAUCACGCCCUACCACUGCACCGACUGCGGGAAGACUUUUGCUCAGCAGUGGACCCUGACCACACACAUGCGGACUCACACGGGAGAAAAACCCUACAGCUGCACGCAGUGCGAUAAGUCUUUCGUCGCUCCAGGAGAGCUUCGGAGGCACACCAGGAUUCACACUGGAGAGAAGCCCUACACCUGUGCGGACUGUGGGAGGCAUUUCUCACUGGCAGGGACUCUGAGAAACCACAAACGAUCGUGUACGCAGAAUAAGAAUGUCUCUGUUACAGGGGUCCUCGCAGGUGAAGUGCAAGCUGAUGUUGGAGAAUCAUCCCAGCAGGACCACAGCAAUCCGAACAGCUCUGAGGUGUCUGACAGUCAGAGUUCGCCCUGUGUGGCUGAGCCUCAUUCCUCAGAGAGUCUUAACUGUGACCAAGAAGCUCAGAGUGAAGAUGACCUGAAAGAAGAAGAAGACCCUCCAGAUGCCCCUUCCAGUCCGCAUAUGAAUGUAAUAGUGAAGGAGGAGGAAGAGGAGGAACCUUUGUGUGUAGGGGACGCUCCUGAUCCGGUUUCUACGAGUCAAGAUCGCACCAUGGAGGAGGAAGAUGAAGAGCAGCAGGAGGAGGAGGAGAGCAACACAGACAUCAGGAUAACAGUGAAGGAGGAGGAAGAGGAACCUGUUAACAUGUCUCGGGACGUCGCCAAUCACGUCACUCAAAGUGAAAACGACUCUCCCUCUCCAUCCUCGCCGGAUCACAAAACGCUGAACAACAAUGUGAAAAAAAGCUCCUACUGCUGCGGGCUGUGUGGAAGAGACUGUCACAAGAUGUCCGCUCUUCAGAUCCACAUGAGGAUCCACUCGGGAGAGAAACCUUACCAAUGCACUGUGUGUGGGAAGCAGUUCACCCAGAAAGGUCAGCUCAAAGGCCACCAGAAAGUCCACACGGGAGAGAAACCGUUCUCCUGCCCCGACUGCGGGAAGAGCUUCGCCCACUCGGGGGCCAUGAACAGACACAGACUCACACACACGGGCGAGAGGCCGUACCACUGCUCUGUGUGCGACAGGAGCUUCAACCAGUCCGGACGCUUACGAGAACAUGAGAAAAUCCACUACGGUGAGAAGUUUGACUGUCCAGAGUGUGAAAAGAGUUUCACGCGAGCUUCAAGCCUCAAGAACCACUUCAGGCUGCACACAGGAGAGAGGCCGUACGGCUGCGACAUCUGCGGGAGAGGAUUCAGUCGCUCUCAGAGCCUGAGGCUCCAUAGACGAAAACACGACCUGAAUCAGACUGAGGAGGAGUCUGCCUUCAGUGGGAGGAACGAUGACUUAUCACAGAGCGACGAUAACUCUCCCAUUAAUAUGUGUAUAACGGAAAGAAACGAAUCAUAAUGUAUUUAUAUAAACCAUGAAGAUAUGUACCAGUAGUAGUAUUUCAAUACAAGUUUUAAGAUGGUAAAACCUUAAGGGAACAAAGGGACUACCUCUGUCAAUAAACCAGUUGACCUUAACAUGGUGGCUGACAAAAAAAGGGUUAAAAAGUGAAAAUAUUUAACUCCCAGAGGGUUAGAGAAAGUGAAUAAACAGACAGGAUGAAGGUGUGGUUCAGCAACUAACAACAAAGUCUCAGACAAAACGACCAAACAAAUUUGAACUACAAUCUCCACCUCUGUAAAAUCUUUGAAACUGUCUAGCUGAUUAAUUUUCAACAUCAUAUUUACUCUCAUUUAAGACUUCAUUAGUUGCCUCACACUCACGUCAGUAUUUAUGAUAGAUCAAAUGACUCUUUUAAGGCCUGUGAUUUCACUUUCCCAUCAGUAUUCCUCAUUUAAGCUAAUCGUGUGUGUGGAAAUCAAAUAUGUUUUUUAAUCAGAGCUCAUGACGGCCAAGGAGCAGUUCAUUAAUCAGGUCAAAGUGGAAUUCAUUGUUGGGACCGAAGUCAUGAAACAACGGGAACAUGAUAUUCAUCAGGUUGUUUUUGUUUUUGCCUAAACCAUUUUGCCUUAGUGGUGACAAGUUUGUGUGUCUUUCUCUGUUUUGUGUAGCAGUUUUUAUAUAACCAAAUCAUGAAUCAGGCUCGCCUGGUUUGUGUGACUCCUAAAGGUCAGAUUGUGAAUAAGGGAAACACUCUCCUGAGGCUGUGAUGCAAAAAGCAUUAAACGUAUGUAUGUAGGUGGUUAGUUUGGCCUAGCACUGCCUCUGUCUUAUUGUAUGGGACAUGUUAUACUGAACAAUAAAAGUGAAAGUACUAAAGAAUCA